AUGUUCACGCUAUCCAGCCUCGUGCAGAAGGCCCAGCAGUUGGUCGACCCGACCCAAGGCCUGAAUCUGACCAACUCGGACAAGAACCCAUCCAAGUCGUCGCUGUUCCAGAACCAGUUCCGCCUUCCCAGCACCCAGACGCCGCUGUACGAGAUCAAUGCCGAGUUGACCAUCCCGCCCGCCAAUGCCACCUAUGGAGGAAAGGACCACGAUCGAGGCUACCACUACGCUGGCAAGCUGCAUCUCUCCGAGGGCUACAUGUGCUUCUCCACGACCCCCUCGAGCUUCAUUCAGUCGGCCAGCACCUCAACAAGCUCUGCCUUCACUGGCCAGACACAUGGUGGAGGCCCGAGCGGGAACGGCUUCACCUUUCCCCUCUGUGCCAUUCGGCGCGUGGAGAGGCUGAACAGCCAGACCUUUCAGUUUGCCUUGGCGAUUACCACAUGGAACGGCAUCAACCAGCAAAAGGACAAGGACAAGGACAAGGACAAGGAGACCGCGGCCGACAAGGAGAAGAAGGACAGCCGGGAGCAAAGGAUCACGAUACACUUGGCCGGCACUCGGCAGGGCUGCGAGCGAUUCUGCGAUGGCUUGAAAAAGGGACUCAGGGCCGGCGUUGGCAACGUUGGCAAGUACAAGAAGGUUGUUGGCGAGUGCUACUCCGAGUACCUUCUGCGGUCGGACGACAAGAAGAAUGCGAGCCCGCCCGAUGCCGGCUUGGGCAUGAUGUUCCGCUACCCUGGGGACCCGAAGAAGUUGCGCGACCGAGCCAAGAUGCGCCUCUGGGCCGAGUACCUGCGCGACAAUGGCCGGAACAUGACGCUGAUCCGCCAGCCCACCUUCCAUAAGCUCAUCCGCGUCGGCCUGCCGAACCGACUGAGAGGCGAGACCUGGGAGCUGACCUCGGGAUCCAUUUACCUUCGCCUCGAGCACCCCACUCUAUACGCCGAGACCUUGGCCAAGUACGAGGGCCAAGAAUCUCUCGCUAUCGACGAAAUCGAGAAGGACUUGAACCGAAGUCUUCCAGAGUAUCCCGGCUUCCAAAGCGAAGAGGGCAUCGGUCGGCUGCGGCGCGUGCUUACGGCAUACAGCUGGGUGAACCCCGACGUUGGCUAUUGCCAGGCUAUGAACAUCGUUGUCGCGGCGCUGCUUAUUUACAUGUCCGAGACACAAGCCUUCUUUCUCCUGUCAUCACUUUGCGACAGGUUAGUCCCAGGUUACUACUCGACGACCAUGUACGGAACGCUGCUGGAUCAAAAAGUAUUCGAGUCACUUGUCGAGAAGACGAUGCCGAUCUUGUGGGAGCACCUGGUGAAGAGCGAUGUCCAGCUUUCCGUGGUGUCGCUGCCUUGGUUCUUGUCACUGUACAUCAACUCCAUGCCUCUGGUCUUCGCCUUUAGAGUUCUGGAUGUUUUCUUCGUCGAGGGGCCCAAGGUUCUGUUCCAGAUCGGUCUUGCCAUUUUGAGGAUCAACGGCGAAGAGCUGCUGGACGCUACAGACGACGGCGCCUUCAUCUCGAUUCUCAAGGGGUACUUUGCUCGUCUCGACGAGUCGGCGCACCCCAAGUCCGAAAACCCGAAGCUGCGUGCUGUUACAAAGUUCCAGGAGUUGAUGGUCGUGGCGUUCAAGGAAUUUUCUGGAAUCACCCACAGCAGCAUCACCGAUUCGCGGUUGAAGAACAAAGACGCCGUUCUCAGCAAUAUCGAGAGUUUUGCAAAGAGAACAGCCCUUCGAAACCUGGGCCCCGACAGCAAGCUCCUUGCUGCAGAAGAGCUGGGUGCCCUUUACGAUCGCUUCUACACCAUUCUGUAUGAAAGACAGCAGCGUGAGAGCAUUAUCCAGCAAGAGAAGCAGCGCCGCGCAAAGAACGCACGGCCAAGAGCGCGGGAUGUUUUCGAAGUCAACGACGAGCACGUCGAGAAGGGACGGGUGGCACUUGGCGCCAGCACCAGUCUCAUGGACUAUGAUGCUUUUAGAGAAUUCCUCGCCAACAUGGCCAAGUGGGCCAUCUCCGAUUCACCUACUACACCGCGCCGAGACACCUUUGCAGACAAGGACCGGAACGCCUACACAAGUCGGCGGCAGAAUAACGGCCUGCUGUCUCCGUGGGGCUCCAGUCCAGAGCCUGCCGAUCACGAGUUUAUGCAACGGCUCUUCAAGAAAUGGGACGUCAGUGGCACAGGUGCGCUGACGCUGGCCGACGUUGUGGCUGGGUUUGCCAGAAUCAAAGGCAAGAAGGACAUCAUGGGCACCAUCACCUACUUCUUUGAGUUGUACGAUGAUGAUGGCGACGGCAAGGUUGACCGUGAGGGUAUUUUGCGUAUCUCCGAGGCUCUGUUGUUCUUGUCGAGACGAGGGCUCGAGGGGUCUCUCAGCCCAAGCGCUUCUACCCUCACCCUCAACAUGCCGAACGGACAGGGCCCUGAGCCCAGCCUGCCCGGCAUUUCGACCAAUGAGAAGUUCCUGGGUAGCGUCAGCGCAUUCAUCCGAAGAUGCUUCGAAUACGCUGAUCCGGACCACCCCAACAACAAAAUUCACGAGGAGGAAAAGCACAAGUCUGAAGACAACAGCGGAGCCUUUGCUAUCGGUGACGAUGAGGAUGAGGAGGAUCUCCUUGCCAUGGACUCACCAGCGGGUAGCCCCUCGAGAGCGAAGAAGUCAUCGCCAGAGUCACCAGUGUCGCCAUUGUCGCCGGUCGAGGAGAAGCCCCCCGUCGCAGGCCAAAGACGUGUUUCCAAGGCACAAUCGGAGGCGGCAAAUGCUGCACUGGACCCCGCCAACCCUCUCCACAUGACACUACCCACAUUCCGGAUGGUUGUCCUAGCCGACGAGCUUCUCGAGCAAUUCUUCGAAUCCUCUUUCCCCAUCUCCUUCCAUCUCAUCGAGGGUCUGCCCUCUGUAUCGACGCCUAACUCAACGCUCACCACUUUCUCCAGUCUGAACUUUGGACGCGCCCCGGUUGCUGCUCUGAACCCUGCUGCUCAAGGGGCUACUCGUGGCCUCCGCGGAGUACUGGACAACAUUGUCACGGACGGCAUGCGCGUCGCCGCGGAAGUCCGCAGGAGGAUGGACGAGGCACAGAAGGAGUUGGAGAAGAACGCCUUGCCCGGUCAAAGGGACGAAGACGAGGAGGACGACGCAGACAUUGGCGUCGAGAUCGGCAUCAGGAAGGGCACAGCCGGCGCGAGCGCGGACAUUGAAAGACGCAGUGUCCGGAGCGAAGACCGAGAUCUGCUCGACGGGGCAGACGCCGAGGCUGGGGCCAAUGGUAACGGCAAGGAAGGCCAGCUCGUGGACAUUGAGCCUACGACUAGGAGCGAGGCGAAUGCCAAGGGCGUUGUGGAGUUUGAGGGCUGA
Colletotrichum spaethianum is the source of this 3357-nucleotide messenger RNA. RefSeq names its product putative guanine deaminase. NCBI's taxonomy places the organism in Eukaryota, Fungi, Ascomycota, Sordariomycetes, Glomerellales, Glomerellaceae. Gene Ontology annotation, molecular function: calcium ion binding. The transcript has 2 exons. Bases 1 to 3357 code for a protein of 1118 amino acids. The record is from RefSeq and is a predicted model, not a curated record.